AUGCCUUCCCUCCUGCAGAAAGCAUCUUCAAAUGCAUUUGACUCAUCCAUUCUGACCCUUCAGGCCACUUUCUCCAGUGGCAUGACCUUGUUGACUACGGCUUCCACUGCCAACAACUUCCUCAGAGCUACAGAUGGCCCAUUUGCAGAGUUGAAAGAGCUUAUUGCACAACAUACUUCCACCGAAGACAGGCCACAAUUCCAACCACUUGUCCCCCCCGAUCAAAUUGUGAAGGGAAUUGUGCAGAAAAUAUGGGGUCAUUCAUCUAUUGAGACAGUCAGAGAUAUUGGAGAUAUACUAGAGAAGGGACUCGUUACAGAUGAUUUGAGCUUUGAAGUUUUUUUAGAAGUUUGCAUUGCCAGCUAUGCACAGAAAAAGGGGAAGUCCCCCCAAGAAGUUAUGAAGAGGUUCCGUUUACACAAUCCCACUGAAGCGGGCCAAACAGCUUGGCAAACAUGGCUUAAGCUUCACCGGACUAAUCAUUUCCUAGCUGGAAUUGACAGUCAAGAAGCAGCAUGCCUGUGUAAAUUACAGCAACAGGAUAUCGAUAAGAAGUACCCUGACCAGGCAGAAGAAGCAAAAGCAUUCUAUGAUAAAAUUCUGAUACAUUGCAGGGACCUUCUCACUGCACUCAACUCCAUUCAUCCUGUUGGGGUGGUGUUAGUGGGGUUCAUAGCAGAUGACAAGCUUGCCCCUUGGGAUUCAACUAUCGCAUUUACGAGCUCACCAAUGAUUGCGGAAAUGGUCAAAGCUAUGGGCCUACCCCUCACAGAGGAUAGUGCCUUAGCCAUGAGGAACUUCUACAUCGGGAUAAAGGCAUUCAGCCCAUAUCAACCUGACACCAUUAAACAGAGAACCUUUCUUCAACAUCUUGGGGCAUUUACAAACCCCGAUAAAUCUACCAGCGAGGUAUUUGGUGCCUCAAGCCUCAUGAAGACCGUCGUGAUGCACAUGAAGCAAAGUGUCCAUUUCAGCGAUGAUCUGGACAGGUAUUUGGGAAAUGGAACAGGAAACAUGGCCAUCAAAUCAGAGGUUGAGGGCAAUGUGAACGACGUGGAUUACCACACACCCGCAUUAAAAAGGAAGGAAGGCCUCACCUUUGCAGACGAGACCUAUGGCUUGCAUCCCCAACACCACACUGAGUGUGCUGGGCAGCUUAAAGCAAUCAUUUUGGAGGCAACAGGGAUAACUGAGCUUGGGUGCAACUGGAGAGUUGCCAACAUACUUUCAUUCAUGCUUGAGCAUCGUCUCUGUUUUGUUGGUUGGCAUCGUGGUGUCCUAUGCUUGAACAAGUCACUACCAUGCAAUUGGACCCCAUGCAAGUCUGCACAGUGUAUAAUGCAGCUCACUCACCAGGAUCCGGAGCAGACGUUGAGGGUGGAACAAAUGACAGAUGGUAAGGAAAAUGUCAAUGAAACUUCAAAAAAAACACAACUCACCGGUUUGGGCUUACCAGAUGAGUACCUGAAGCAUGAGGUGCUACACUAUGCACCAGAUGUGAAAGAGAAUAUUAUGAAAUACGUUGUCAGGGCAAUAGCCCUGAACCCCGAGUCAUAUAAGUCCAAAGCCACUCACACACGCACCCUCAUGAAGGCAAAACCUCCCUGUGUGACACCUGGGGGCCACAACCAAAUGAAAGAAGCUGCAGUACCAGAGAACGAGGUGAAAGGUCCACAGGAUGAUGGCAUCGUACCUGAGACACCACCUCGCAACUCACCUGAACCGGGCGGGUCUUCAUCAUCAGUAAAGUUAGAGGCAAUGAACCUGACAACGUUCCCAUCGGGUGUAUGCUCAGGCUUCCAGCAAGGAUGUGGGCCGCAACUCCCUGAUGACCCAGAAAAUGACGUCUUCAUGGAGCAAGCCGUUCCGGAAUCACAUACACCAAUGGUCAUCCCUCCAAUUAGGCUCAUCCAUCCAACACUGCGUAGUACUCCCCUCAAAGUUCAACCAGUGUUAAAGAUUAAUGGAAGCACUGUCAGAGGCACCAUCAUCCAUAUCAAGCCUAAGCGGUGA
Messenger RNA from Cantharellus anzutake, 2013 nucleotides. RefSeq lists its product as uncharacterized. The coding region runs from base 1 to 2013 and encodes 670 amino acids. Lineage: Eukaryota; Fungi; Basidiomycota; Agaricomycetes; Cantharellales; Hydnaceae. The transcript is spliced from 9 exons. The record is from RefSeq and is a predicted model, not a curated record.